AUGUGUCUUGUUAUAUUAUGCACUAUAGACAUUGUGUUCACCUACUCUCUUAUUCACCCUUCCUUUCUCACGUCAGUUAUUCACCAUACCGAGGACACAGAUCAGCUUCCCGAUUCGUUUGCCUCGGUCAGUCCAUCCUCAUGCAAUGCUCGUGAAUCUGGGUCUGAUGAGUUCCGCGAUCGAAGUGACCACGGUCUGUUUCUUCACUCUCCUCGCGAGCGUUACGAUCACGGCACGGGUACCGGCCCGCGAACACUUUCCUCGUUGUCCAAUCCGUUCCAUUCGUCAACAACUCCUGACGAUCAACUCUCCGACACUCCAAUGGCAUUGACUUGCACAAAAAUAGAUCGCACAACCGAUCCGGUCCAGCCGUGUUCCAGUCUUUCGCCAUCACAAUCCCCACGAGACCCGACCCAAUCCUCCUCAUCCACAUGUCUCAUUUCCGUUCGUUCGGGAUCCGGGGAUCUGAAUUCCGCUUCCCGAUCCCGUAUUCGAUCCUCCUAUACCGGACGUCCGAGACGAUUGCGUACCACAUUCACCACAUAUCAGCUGCAUGCUUUAGAGACUGCGUUCCUAUUCAAUCAAUACCCGGAUGUGGCAGCACGUGAUCAAUUGGCCAGUCGAUUAAAUCUUUCGGAUGGAAGAGUUCAGGUAUGGUUCCAGAACCGACGGGCGAAACACCGAAAACAUGAACGUGCACGAAACGUGGUCACUAUGGCCAGUCAAGUGUGUCAAGGCGAAACGAAUCCAAUGGAUAUCAUCCUGUCCAAUCCCUUCCCUUCACAAAGAAUUUUCUCCGCCCCGUUGGAUUUUACCACCCAGACAGAUUGGUCUGUAGCUGUUCAGUCGCUAGCUGCUCAACUACACUCUACACAAUCCGCCGUUCCAUCUUGUACAGAUAAAGACGGAUCCGGUAUGUUGCUUCACGCCCCGACAAUUUCCACACUGUGGUCAGCCCUGUCAGACCAAUGUUUGGCGGGAGCACACAUCACAUCUGGUUCCCAUAUCACAUCAUCAUCUUCAUCAUGA
Molecule: messenger RNA, 1029 nt
Organism: Echinostoma caproni
Lineage: Eukaryota; Metazoa; Platyhelminthes; Trematoda; Plagiorchiida; Echinostomatidae
Source: the annotation of a GenBank genome assembly